This is a messenger RNA of Dermacentor albipictus, 2593 nucleotides long. RefSeq names its product WAS/WASL-interacting protein family member 1-like. Lineage: Eukaryota; Metazoa; Arthropoda; Arachnida; Ixodida; Ixodidae. The record is from RefSeq and is a predicted model, not a curated record.
AAAGCCUAGAUUUGUAUAAUGUGUUCUUUUAUGUAGUUUCGGUAUUCUGGCAGUGUUCAGAGAGUUGUCGUUUUUUAUAAGUUGUGCGCCUUUGUCCAUCGAAGGCGUUUAUUGUCAAACCUGUUAAUAUAAUUAUAUAAGUAGGUCCAUAGCACGCAAUUUAUGUGUAUGCGUUUCUGUGCCGGUAGCGGUAGUAACGGUCCUUCAGUAGCGCGUCGCUGGCUCUAGUCAUGCGCAGCUUAUUCGCAUGAGCCGGCGAAAACAUGUACGCGACAGCCCAUGUGGGACCUGGCGCCGAAGACAUGUCAGAAGACGAGGAAGCAUCCUUGGUGCAGGAACGGGACCGGACUCUGCGCACAGCCCUGGACCAAAUACAGCAGCGACGGCGUGCACCUGCAAACCCUCCCAGUCCUCCUCCUGCUGUAGAUGCCAUUGAACACCAGUUCAAGGAGUGCCAUGGCAGCAGCGAUGCCGCAGUGGAUGGUGACAGCGCCGCUGCGGCGAAGCCAUCUCCACCACAGGGUCCUUUAGAGGCCUUACGACAGCGGGAGUGGCUGCUGAACCUACAGGAACAGCAGGAGCUCCAACGUCUCAAGGUUGCUUUAUCCUCACCUGUGCAGCAGGAACUGACCGAGGAAAAGGAGGAGCAAUUGCUGUUCAACGGUGAGGUGCCUCCCCUGUUGCCGGUGCAGUCUACUGCAGCGGCGCUAUGUACCACCACAGCCUCUUCGACGUGUACUUCAUCGACCUCGACGCAUUCCACAACAUCAACUUGUUCUACCUCCUCAUCAUCGCAACAUUCCACAUGUACCACAACUUCUGCUACGUGCCCCUCGAACUCUGCGCGCUCGGGACCGAACAGGGGCUCGACGGGGGGUAGGGGCAGGGGUGGCAAUCGUUCCAGGCCACCGUGCGUGCACCACAACAGCCGGGGCAGGCCCUUCGCUCGCAGGGAACAUCCUCAACAAGGUGGCCGUUGGGGUCAUGAACACCGGCUGCAGAGCAGAGAGAACCUCAUGCAACAGAUGCCCAAUGAAAGAGACUGGGUGCCCAGCAACCCUUCUAGCGGCAGCACACCAACCCAUGCAGCGCUCAGGCCCAAUGGUGUGCCGACCACUACUGCUGCAAGUAACCCUCCUGCACGACCUGCCAACAACAGCCCAAAGACCAUGGAGCCACCAGUCUGGCAGCAGGGGGUUAUGCCCCUGUCAGUGCAGGAUGAGGCCUCCAUGCUAGCACAGGCGAUUGAGCUAAGCCGUCUGGAUGAGGGUGCUGCUAGCAGCAUUGAAGAAGAGCAGCUGCGUAUGGUCCUAGAGCAGUCUCGGCAAGAAGCACGAGGAAGAGGAGGAGGUGGCAACAACCGGCGAGGUGCACCACGGUUUCCCCGCCGAGGUUGGGGGGCCCCUGGUAGGGGAGGAGGGGCUGAGCGCCACCCGCAAAUGGAGGCCCCACUGCCACCAGUGCCUCCAAACCUCCUCAACCGCAUCACCAUUGUGGGCAGCAUAGAUGCCGGCCGCCUCACUUCAGGGGCCAUGCCGCCACCGCUGCCCCUAGUUCAACCUCCUCCAGCUCCGCCUCCGUCGUCGCCCAAUGCGGAACCCACCGUGACAUUUGACCAGUGGCUGUCACUAUGCAGCCGCUACAUGCCCCUGCUGGCCCAGGGCAUGGUGGAGCUUCAACGCACGUGUGCCGCGGUUCGUUCGGCUGCUCCAUCCCUUGACGGGGCACCCCUUUUGCUGCCGCCGCCGCCACUUUGGUCGUCACGAUUUCCUCCGGGAGGUGCACAGUCACCCCUGUCAUCCAUGGCCCCUCCCAUGACCCCGCCCAUGAAUUCCAUAACCUCACCCAUGGCCCCACCUCCCAUGGGCCCUUCUCACAUGGCCCCAGCUGAUGGGGGCAUUUUCAAUCCUGCACCUUCGGCCUUCCAGUGCAUUCCUCAGCCAGCGCGGCCACCGAGGCCGGUUCGCGGUGCCGGUCACAAUGCUGGCUUGCACCAGAAAAAUGUACAGCAGCAUCACCAGCAGGUGCCAGCCGCGCAUGUUGGCAAGAGGCAGCACCUCAACGAGCAGGUGCACAUUGGGGGACAGAGUUCGGGCGAUGUGGGUCAUCGCCUACACCAGAAAAACAUGCAGCAACAUCCACAUCAACCUUCAGCAGCUGCUAAUGCUAGCAGAAAGCAGCAGCCCACUGAACAGGUCCACAGUGGUGGGCAAGGUUCCGACGACACUGGGCAUCGCCAGCUUCAGAAACCUGCACAGCAACAGCCCUUGGCAGCCAACAUGGGCAGUAAACAGCAUACCUCUGAACAACCACGUGCCCUCUGCCGAGGCGGGGCUCGUACAAAGAAGAAGAGGAAAGGAGGCAAGCCAACUUCCUCUUAACUUCCAUAUUGUGAGAUGAAAGAAUCUCUCCCGUAAUGUCCUGAUGAAAUCCUGGGAGACCAGGAGGUUCUGGCUCCUGGACAGGUGUGGUGUCUGCACAAGCUUCUUCAGUGCAGCGACUGAGCCACGCUGCAUUAUUUGCGCUUGAUUGUGGCAUGGUGCCUUAUUAAUAUGAGAAUGAAAUAAAUGAGAUCAUUUUAUUCAAACUGCCA